Messenger RNA from Malus domestica (apple), 1676 nucleotides. Its product is annotated as patellin-6-like. The record is from RefSeq and is a predicted model, not a curated record. NCBI's taxonomy places the organism in Eukaryota, Viridiplantae, Streptophyta, Magnoliopsida, Rosales, Rosaceae. Gene Ontology annotation, molecular function: lipid binding.
CUAGACUCUCUCUCUCCCUCCUCAAAUCCCUGUCUUUUUCAACCUCUUUUGUUCGCUUCUGUCUCUCCCCUCGUUCUAUAUGCAAUAAUAACACUCCAGAAGAACCUCUCAGCUCCCAGAGAAUCGAAAUCACACCUCCACCUCUGGUACCGCAAACCCAGCACAGCCACCAAAAACCCAGUAACUCCAGCUGCAUUUCCUCACCUGGGUAUCUCUCAAAACCCCAAAAUGGACCAGAAAACUCCUCUGCAAGCCCUACCGGAAGCCUCCCCAAAACCCAGCAAGAAAAGCUUCGUCACGUCCCUAAUGUCCCCCCGCACCCCCUCCUUCCAUGAAGACACCUACUUCGUCUCCAACCUCAAAUCCUCCGAAAAGAAAUCCCUCCAAGAACUCAAAGACAAGCUCGCCGUCUCGGACUCCUCCUCCGCCGCCAUGUGGGGCAUUCCCCUUCUGGGAAACGACGAAAAGGCCGACGUCGUCCUCCUUAAGUUCCUCCGCGCCAGGGACUUCCGCGUCCCCGACACUUUCACCAUGCUUACCAAAUGCCUGGCGUGGCGGAAGGAGUUCGGCGCCGACGGCGUCGUGGAGGAGGACUUGGGGUUCAAGGAGCUGGAGGGGGUGGUGGCGUACAUGCACGGAUUCGACAAACAGGGGCACCCUGUUUGCUACAACGCCUAUGGAGUUUUUAAAGAUAAGGAAAUGUAUGAGAGGAUUUUCGGGGACGAUGAGAAGCUGAAGAAGUUUCUGAGGUGGAGAGUGCAGGUUCUUGAGAGGGGGAUCAAUGCCCUGCACUUUAAGCCAGGCGGGAUCAACUCGCUAAUUCAGGUGACUGAUCUGAAGGACAUGCCUAAAAGGGAGCUCAGGGUUGCUUCCAACCAGAUCCUCUCUCUGUUUCAGGACAACUAUCCUGAAAUGGUUGCAAGAAAGAUUUUCAUCAAUGUGCCGUGGUACUUCAGUGUUUUGUAUUCUAUGUUCAGCCCAUUUCUGACUCAGAGGACAAAGAGCAAGUUUGUGAUAGCCAAGGAAGGAAAUGUUGCAGAAACACUAUACAAGUUCAUAAGGCCCGAGGAUGUUCCGGUUCAGUACGGAGGCCUGAGUCGACCGAGUGAUGCACAAAACGGCCCCCCUAAACCAGCUUCCGAGUUCACUGUCAAAGGAGGAGAGAAAGUGAACAUACAGAUUGAGGGGAUUGAGGCUGAUGCAACAAUCACAUGGGACAUAGUAGUGGGAGGGUGGGACUUGGAGUACACUGCAGAGUUCGUGCCUAGUGCAGAAGGCAGCUACACUAUCCAAGUGGAGAAGCCAAGAAAAGUGAUGCCCUCUGAAGAAGCAAUCCACAGCUCCUUUACUCCCAGUGAAGCAGGAAAGAUGGUUUUCUCAGUUGACAACUCUGGCUCCCGCCGGAAAAAAGUAGCUGCCUAUCGCUACAUUGUCUGCAAAUCUGCUCCUGUUUAGAGCCAAAUCAACAACUGGGAGGGGCAUAAUUAGUUAUAAACUCGUAGUAAGGUUUUUGCUUUUGCAUCUUGCUUUCUGUGUCCUUUUUCGAGGGGUUUAGGUUGUGAACCCUGUUUUUAGUCUGCUUGAGAGUACUAGUAGUGUAAUCUAUAAAAAGGAUGGCAUGAUAUAUAUCGUUUAAUAUAGAGGAAAACAUAUCUAUUGACUUUGGUUUGAUACCA